GUUUUCCUGUGCGCGGAUAUUUCGAAAUCGGCGGGUGUGACGUCACGCCCCUCGUUUGCAUACGGCCACUAUAUAAGGCGGUGCUGAGCUCCCCUCUCUCACAGUGCAGUCUUAUCUGGAGAAGGCCACAUCACCUGUUCUAUCUGCAGCCACCUGACCAAUCGUGAACAUGUCUGACAAGCCAAACCUGGAGGAAGUCACCAGCUUCGACAAGACCAAGCUGAAGAAGACAGAGACCCAGGAGAAAAACCCUUUGCCGUCAAAAGAGACCAUUGAACAGGAGAAGCAGGCGGGCUCAUCAUGAAGCCCCACCUCAAGACUCCACUAUGCACUGUACAUUCCACAUUGCCUUCUUUUUUUCACCUUUUAGCUGUUAACUUUGUAAUGGGGGGAAACGACAAAAAGCCAAUUCGACAAACCCAAGUUGCAUUCUGAUUGGACGAAACCAAAAAAAACGAACGAAUAAGUGACUGUACAGCCCCGUGACGCCCCGUACCUCCUUCCCUUUUUUCUUCUUUUUUUUUUUUUAAAUGUUGUGUUUUUAAAUAUUAGAGAACGCACCACCGCGAAAGCUGUCGGAUGUUUCGUGCGGCGGAAGAAGAGGAAGCAGCAGUGCAGAUAGCAUGGAAGCGAAAUUUCGCUUCAGCCUCAGACACACUGGGUGUUGAGAGGAGGGGGCGGGGCCAAGUUUGAGCGACAACUUCCAGGGACCUACACGUUCACUAUCUCGGGCUUGACCUGGGUUGACUUGUGUCAAAUGCUUUCGAGUCAUGCGGUGUUUGUUUCCUUUUUUUUUUUACGUUUUUUUUGUAUAAGUUCGAACCUUGGAAUGCACAAAUUUGUUUUGUAUGCAAAUAAAAAGAGAAAACUGUCA
This is a messenger RNA of Pygocentrus nattereri (red-bellied piranha), 874 nucleotides long. RefSeq names its product thymosin beta 4 X-linked (gene tmsb4x). Gene Ontology annotation, cellular component: cytoplasm. Gene Ontology annotation, molecular function: actin monomer binding. Bases 170 to 304 code for a protein of 44 amino acids. NCBI's taxonomy places the organism in Eukaryota, Metazoa, Chordata, Actinopteri, Characiformes, Serrasalmidae. Gene Ontology annotation, biological process: actin filament organization; regulation of cell migration. The record is from RefSeq and is a predicted model, not a curated record. The transcript has 3 exons.